AUACAACCUUUGGAACCACUUAUGGUUUUUGUUCAAAAUUGUCCCAAACUAAAAAUGCUUCUUAUCGACCGGGUUCGUACUCUUCCCUUACCUCAAACAAACGCAUACAAUUUUGAUGGACCAAAUAUUAAAAUCUAUCUAAGAGAGGAUUUCACGCUUUCUUGGAACCAUCCGAGUUCUGUUCCCAAAUGCUUGUUAAACCAUCUCGAGAUAUAUGGAGGAAGAAGCCAAGAGAAGGAACUUGUGAGCUACAUUCUUGCCAACUCUAGGUGUUUAAAACGAGUUGCAAUCAACAAUCCAGAAGAUAAUGAAGAGAUGAUGGACGAGUUAAAAUCUAUGUCUAGGAUUUCACAAUCUUGUCAGCUUACGUGCACUCCAAUAAUUCUGCAAGACACAUAUCUAGACCGCUAUACUUGCUACUGA
Messenger RNA from Thlaspi arvense, 423 nucleotides. Lineage: Eukaryota; Viridiplantae; Streptophyta; Magnoliopsida; Brassicales; Brassicaceae. The record is from the annotation of a GenBank genome assembly.